Saccharomyces eubayanus is the source of this 1095-nucleotide messenger RNA. RefSeq names its product putative serine/threonine protein kinase ENV7 (gene ENV7). Gene Ontology annotation, cellular component: cytoplasm; Golgi apparatus. The record is from RefSeq and is a predicted model, not a curated record. Bases 1 to 1095 code for a protein of 364 amino acids. The transcript has a single exon. Gene Ontology annotation, molecular function: protein serine/threonine kinase activity; ATP binding. NCBI's taxonomy places the organism in Eukaryota, Fungi, Ascomycota, Saccharomycetes, Saccharomycetales, Saccharomycetaceae. Gene Ontology annotation, biological process: vacuolar protein processing; regulation of vacuole fusion, non-autophagic; protein phosphorylation.
AUGAGUUCUGUCGUGCUGGAACUGUUCCAGUAUUUAUGCUGCUGCCGUGGCUUUUCCGAUACAACUAUCAGAGUGAAUGAUAAACGAUAUAGAAUACAAAGAUUACUAGGAGAAGGUGGACUGUCGUUUGUAUAUCUGGUACAACUAUUGAAGGGUUCUCUCAUUAUGGAAAAUGGUGUUGUUGCACCAGAACUAUAUGCACUAAAAAAGAUUAUUUGCCCUAGCGUAGAGAGUAUUUCUAAUGGUAUGCGAGAAAUAGAGAACUACAAGCGAUUUCAAAGCCCUUAUGUCAUUCAAAGCAUUGACUCUCAAGUAAUGCAGGAGAAAGAUGGCUCAAAGUCAAUUUAUAUAAUAUUACCCUUUUAUGCAUUAGGGAGCUUACAAGACUCGAUUAACCGGAGACUAUUGGAAGGUACUUUUAUAUCAGAAGCGGAAUGCGUCAGGAUAAUGCUUGGAGUGAUAAGAGGUUUGCUUUGUUUACACGAUCCGGCAUCGAGACAGGAUAAUACCAAUCCCAGAACAACUAUUGAUACGGUAUCUAUGACUUAUAGUGACGAAACAGCGUUUCUUUUAGAAGAUACUCCUUUAGAAAUGGAUAUGCUUUCUUCUAGUUUAGGUGCUUCAAUUGCAUACGCACAUCGCGAUAUCACACCUUCCAAUAUUCUAUUUUCGUCAGACGGAUUGCCGGUCAUAGGUGACCUCGGCUCUUGUUCUCAAGCUGAUAUAAUAAUUGGAAACAGGAACCAGCUCAGAGAGCUACAAGAAUGGGUAAACGACAACUGCACAUUACCAUACACGGCACCGGAACUUUUGGAUUUGAAAUUGAAUCAGGAAUUGGAUUGUAAGGUGGAUAUAUGGUCUCUGGGUUGUACGUUUUAUACUUUAAUGUUUGGCAUUUCUCCUUUUGAGCGAGAAGAACAAAUACAUGGCGCUUCUAUAACUUAUGCUAUCAGUACUGGCAAGUACAGUUUCCCAAGAAAUUCUCGAUUUUCUGAGGGACUUCUGAAUGUGAUCAAGAAAUGCAUUCAAGUGGACCCCGUACAAAGACCUACCACCAGUCAAUUGUUAAAUGCUUUACAAGAUUUGGAGAGUUGA